UCGCGAGUCUACAAACUCCGAACUCGCAGUUUCCGCGCCUCCCCGGUGCCCGCAUUCUCUAUUCUGCAUCCGAGGGUCCUCUCCCAGCGUCUACUCCCCAUCUCGGGGGACCCAGGGGAGCCAGUGGGGACCGGAUCCGGCGGGUGGAGCGGCCAGGUGAGCCCUGAAAGGUGGGGCGGGGCGGGGGCGCUCUGGGCCCCACCCCGGGAUCCGGUGACGCUGGGGCUGGAAUUUGACACCGGACGGCGGCGGGCAGGAGGCUGCUGAGGGAUGGAGUUGGGCUCGGCCCCCAGACACGGCCCGCGGGCUCCGCCAGCAGCAAGUCCCUCGGGUCCCAGCCCUGGCUGUGACUGGGGUUGGGAACCCGGCACCCGAGGGCACAGACUGGCUGCCAAGGCCGCACUUUUGGCUAAAAGAAGUGCUGCCAGGUGCACAGCUCUGGGUAUGAGCCAUUUGAUCUUCGGGGGCAAGUCCAGCACUGGACCCAAGAAAGGUGCCUAGAAGAAAACGGUGCAGGACCCCCACCCAUGGUGAGUAGUGGGAUGAUGGAAGCGGGUGGCAAGGGCUCAGGAUCAAGUGACCCAAGAGAGAGAGAGGGGACUUGAGCUGCCAUCAAGCAAGGGUCCUGCUCCUGAGCUCCCCCUAGUGCAGAGGCCCCUAAGCUUUUUGCUCCAUGGUGAUAACAAUCAGUGGCCUGGUCUUGAGGACUCUGAAUUCAGUUAGCCAAUAAGCCAACGCCUGGCCCUGUAGGAAGGCCUGAGGAGAUCUGUUCCACAGAUGUGUAGGCAUUCUGAGUCCUAGGGAGAGGUAAGUGACAGCCCGAUCCAAGAGGAGGCUGGCUAAUGAGGGCCCAUGAAAGUUCUGGGUUCCCAGAGAGGCAUUUGAGAGUGCUAGUCAGUGGGGGCUUAGGAAGGCUAGCUGGGACCAGGAAGGAUGAUGGCUCACGGGGGAAACUUCUAGGAGCAAGGCCAGGCUACCAGAUCCACAAGAGGAGACAGACGUGGGCAAGCUCUCAGGGUGGCUCAGGUCUGAGAUCAGGCUGCUAUGAAGGCCAGCCUAGCCUGGUCCUCCUAGGAGUGACUCAGACCUAAGUGCAGAAAGAAUAUAUAAAAGCCUACCUCCCCUUCAAGUCUGCAGACUUGGCAGACUCUGCCCCCUGGUGGCCAUAGGAAGCCAUGGCCCAAGCCCUGUGUUUUCAGAGGGCCCAUCAGCCUCCACCUUCUGCUGGUAAGGGACAUCUGUGGACAGAAAAGAAAACGCAUGUCUCUGGGUCCAGAACACAUAUUACAGAGGAACAAGGUGCAGUGGUGCUGGUCCUGGUGGGCAGCACAGGCCUCACUGGGCCUCACUGUCAUCAUAUAACUCUUGAGUGACCAGCAGCCACUCUAAUUCUUCUCCAGGUCUCAGAUUCCUCCCCUGUGGCAUGGGUGAAAGCUGUCUGUGGGACCAGGGAUGGCCAGCUACUGCUAUCUUCUCCAGUCAGUCUUGGCAGCUCCAGCCCCACAACACAGAACAGGAAAGUUGGGAAAACAGGACCCCUCUCCCAGCGGUUGUCUGGGUCUACCCUUAUGACCUUAGGUAAUCUCUGAGUUUCUCUGAGCCUUGUUUGCUCAUCUGGAAAAAGGGAAUUAAAUCAUUUAUUUACCUCAUGGAGUUGUGAAAGAGGAAAUAGUUGCAAAGCAUCUAACACAUAGUAAGGUUCUCAAUGCAGCUACUUUUCCUGGAUUGAGUCCAGCUACCCAAGUCCCCUGUAGCUUGGAGAAACUCAGGUGGAAGGAUGACCUCCUUAAAAGAUAACUCAUCUCUCAAUAUGCAAGCUGCCUCACAAAAAGGGUGGGGGAACAGGUCAUCAAAGGCUGAUGGGAGCUCCUGGUGUUGAUAGAGAUGGAACUUGGACUUGGAGGCCCUACUGCACUGCCCCACUGCUCCUGGCCUAAGUGGCAGCCCGCCCUGUGGCGGACCUUGACCGCUCUGGUCCUGCUGAGUAGCGUCACGGAGGCCUCCCUGGACCCCAAGCCCCACAGUUCGACCACGCGCGAAGACCCCGCGCCAGUCCUGGCGCCGCCCACCCGCCACCUCCCGGGGCAACUCACGGCCCGUUUGUGCAGCGGAAGAGCCCGGCGGAUACAGCCACAGCCUCCCCAACCGGUACCCCCGCCGCCCGCGCCCCCACCCCCACCCGUGUCCCCGCCUGCUGCGCCCCGCGGUGUCCGCGCGGCGCGUGCUGGGAUCCGGGGCAGCCGCACGGGGGCCACGGGCACGCGGAGCUGCCGCCUGCGUUCGCAGCUGGUGCCGGUUCAUGCUCUUGGUCUGGGCCACAGAUCUGAUGAACUGGUGCGUUUCCGUUUCUGCAGCGGCUCCUGUCGCCGCUCUCGCACCCCGCAUGACCUUAGCCUGGCCAGCCUGCUGGACACUGGGGCCCUGAAGCCGCCCCCCGGCUCCCGGCCAGUCAGCCAGCCCUGCUGUCGGCCUACUCGCUAUGAGGCAGUCUCGUUCAUGGACGUCAACAGCACCUGGAGGACCGUGGACCACCUCUCAGCCACUGCCUGUGGCUGCCUAGGCUGAGGGAUCUCUCCAAGGCUUUGCACAUCCUUACUCGCGCAUCUUGAUGCCUCGGACCUCCCCGCCGGGCCCCAUUAGCCAGGGCCUCAGCCAGAGAUGGAGACCUCAGAGCUGAGUUGCCAAGCCCCAUCAGAGAUAACAAACAUUGGCUCUGGAGAAAUGGAGGGACUAUUCACCAGCAGCCUCAAGGGGUUUAUAUGGACACCAGAGACUUCAGCCAUGGAGACAUUAGGAACCACUUCUCACACACUGGCACUGGCCAGGCAGAAGUCCUGGGACCUCCUCCUCUAGAGACUCCAGAAAUGGCCCAGGUGGGGCAGAAUUUGGAGGAGUCACAUUGCAGUUGCAUGACUGAAUGCACCUGUGUUGGAGUUGGCCUUGAACUCACUCCUGGGCACUGAACCCCUAUUUAUUAUUUCUAACUUAUUUAUUUACUCUGGUAAUUUGUCAGAUCCUUUCCUGGGAAAUGGGGGGAUUAGUAGAAGAGGUGAGAUGGAGGUGUGUCCUGACCUUCCCACUCACACUUCACUCAGCAAUCACAGGCUUGGCCAACUGCUUGCCCCCACCCAGCAGCUCUGAGGUAGAAGACAUGGAGCCCUGGGCAGAGUGGGUGGCCAAGGUGCAUUCACAGGCCAGCUCAUACCCCCUCCAGUCUCUAGCAUUUGGAGCCUGGGUUACCUGUAGGAAAAGAAACUACAGAGCCUUUUAAGGAGAAAGCCCCGUCCCAUACUGAUGGUCCUCUUGAGGUCCUAGCUUAGUGGGUAAAGACAGAAAACCAUACAUUGCCAUGGCCCACUGUCACUAAUCAGUAUCUACCAUCCAGGAAACGAUCUUGAAGGUACCCUGACAGGUGCAUAAUCUACCUCUCCUUGCAGAAGGUCCAGUCUGGGGAGCUCACUGCCUUCAUUCCAUGAAACAGUCCAAGGCAAGAAAAUAUAUGAAAAAAAAAAGUCGAAGGUGGGAAGAGGGUGCACUGGGGUGCUGGUUUGGGAGAAUGAAGCACAGAACUUCACAAACAUGAAUGUAGGAAAGACCUGAGGAGCCUCAGAGGGACCUGCAUUUUGUUUGUUGAAUGAGGGGUAUUCAUUUAUUCAGCCAACAAAUAUUUACUAAGCACCAAUUAUAUGUCAGCUUCUGAGUAGACACUAAGGAUAGACAGACAAUAAAUACUCAAUAACAUACAUACUUAUUUAAAUUCAAUUUGGCAACUGAUAUAAAAAAGAACAGGAAACUAAGAGGUAUACACUUUUAUCUGGAAGGAACAUUAGUGCUGUCCCUGGCCUCUCACAUUGUCCUUAAAUCAUCUCCAAAAGGUCAAUGUAAUUCCCUUUCUGCAUGUCCUUUAAAACUGUGAUUCCUAGGUCCUAGGUAUUUAUUUGGGGGUGACCUAUAUGAUUUGCCUUCUUUGGAAAUAAGACAUGGAUAUGGAGUUGGAAAGGAUGAUACAUCUAAGGGACUAUGGGACAUCCAGAGGAGUUGUCAGGAAGCAGGGGGGAUAUGCUUGUUGAUCUUGAGCUGAGAAUGGAGGUCUGAAUUGGUAGGUUUGAGAACCAUCAGUGCAGAGGUGGUGACCAGGAGUCCAUGAGAGUACCUUAUGAGUGAGACAAGGUUGGGGUGGGAUCCCAGGCAUUUAACACUUGACAAAUUUCUUCCCAUGUGCCUGCCUGCUUUGGCAAGAAGCUACUUCACCCAGGCUAGUGAGGAGCCACAAGAGCUCUGAAAGCAGGGCCUAUUCUGGGUCAAGGAGGUAAACUGUGCCUGUCUCUCCUUCUGCCCCAGUUCUAUGCACCAAAACUUUGGUGCUUUUUUGCUCUCAAAUACCCAUUUGGUUCCUAUCUCUGCCUCUAAACUGAUUUAGGAUCCUCAGUUUCCACAAACAUACCCCACAGAAAAUGUAUCCGUAUCGUACAGUAUGUAGAAGGCUGGGUGGGAAUAUUGAGAAUAUCCUGUCAAUUCCAUGGCUCUGGUAUCUCCAUUUUUUAUUUUGAUCUCUGUUUCACAUUUGCAAAAACACAUUGCCCAAUGAUUGAUUUUCCCAAAAUUAGGGCAUGGUCUCCAAAAAAGGAAUAUCAAGUUAUCACUUCUUGCAAGACAACAAAUAAUAGGCAGCUUUGAAAUGACAGUUUUUUCCAGCUCAGAGAAUACCUCAAACUCCUGUCUAUGUUCAUUUCAUCCAGAAUACAUAGUUCCAGGUUCUAUUUACUCCCACUGUCUGCAGUUGCCUGGUCUGGAAGAUGCCCUUGCCAAUGACUUUCCUCCUUUCCUAUCCAGGGAUUGCCAUCUUAUUCCUAGCUAAAGAUCCCUGUGAUGCAGUGUGUGUGGACUAGCUGACUGAAGUCUCAUCUUGAUAAGGAGAGGUUAGAUAGAAAGUUGAGUGAUCAGAAGAGAUUUAGGAGAAACUGUGUGGGUCUCAACCUAUUUUUGGAGUUGUGAAGUCCUUUGAAAAUCUGAUGAAACUUAUGACCUUCUCCCCACCAAAAUACUAGAAAUGUCACUGAUAACGUAAAUCUGGUAAACAAUUUUAGGGGAGUUGCACAGACUGUGUAUGUGUGUGUGUGUGUGUGUGUGUGUAUACUGGGGAUUGAACCCAGGGUUGCUUUACUACUGAGCUGCAUCCCCAGUCCUUUUUAUUUCCUAUUUUGAUAUGUGGUCUCAUUAAAUUGCUUAGGGCUUUGCUAAGUUGCUGAGGCUGGCCUUAAACUUGUGAACCCCAUGCCUCAGCUUCCCAAGUCUCUGGGAUUAAAGGUAUGCUCCACCUUGCCUGGAGUCCACAUACUUUCCAAAUCUCAUUUAGCUGUCCAUUUGGAGUGCAUAGUCCCCAUGUUGUGGUGGCAUGCCCUGUUUUACAUACUAUGUUGGAUAUCCUCUUGUAGCUGGAUUCCUCCAAGUGUAUUCAGCUCCAAUAUCAGGGCUCUCUGACUCAACUAUUUACAAUGCCCCCCACACUUCAACCAUUUUCUAUCUCAUCUCUCCUUUCCUUCAGUUUAUACUGGCUCAAAUAUACCUCAUUAUUUUAAAGAUGAUGCUGUGACAUCUACAUAGGUAGAUAGAUAUAUCUGCUGCCACCUCUCCUUUACUAAAAGAGCUUUUGCUGAAGUACCAGGGACCCUGUCCUUCUAAAUCCGGUAGCCACUUCUCAGCCUUUAAUACUUUGAACACUCAGGAGCACUCAAUUUUGUCAACUCUCCUUGAAAAACUGCUUUCCCAGGCUGGAGAUGUGGCUCAGGCGGUAGUGCGCUCGCCUGCCAUGCGUACCCGGGUUCGAUCCUCAGCACCACAUACAA
Marmota monax (woodchuck) is the source of this 5846-nucleotide messenger RNA. RefSeq names its product artemin (gene Artn). Gene Ontology annotation, molecular function: growth factor activity; glial cell-derived neurotrophic factor receptor binding; receptor tyrosine kinase binding. The record is from RefSeq and is a predicted model, not a curated record. Bases 1885 to 2565 code for a protein of 226 amino acids. Lineage: Eukaryota; Metazoa; Chordata; Mammalia; Rodentia; Sciuridae. The transcript is spliced from 4 exons.